GCGAGUAGUUCAACGUCAACACCCCGGGGAGGUACCCCGAGUUAGUGAUCAGCGUCGCCCAGAUGUAGGGGUUGGCGUUCGGGUCCGGAAGCGUCAUUGCGUGUGUCGGUGCUGAUGUGUGGACUGUGGCAGGGCAAUGCCUCGGUGGCUCGGGGAGCAGGGGCUAGCUGGCUGGCUUGCACGAGAGACACACGACCGCCACCCGCCACCAGUAGCAGCACAACCCAACGAGCAACUUUUCAUCUACACAACCACCUCCCGGUGCAGAAGACUGUCUGCCUUCGGCCGGCCUUCGCAGUGCCCCGAGGGCUGCCUGGAACAAUAGCUCGGGGUCGCUUAGGGCCAGGGCGAGGCGGGAACUGUGGAGAUAAGCCGUUAUCGGCGUUCCGCCCGCCGUCCUGCCCGCCGUCCCCUGGUGCACGGGCGUUCAGCACUCCACACCCGUGCACGGGCUAUAUGCCACCGCACCCGUGCACCUGCAACUGGCCCUUUUUCCUUCCCGUUGAGGCUCACCGUUUUCCUUCCGCGGCUUUCGCCCGUUUGGGCGCACUCCCACCCGCCGCUUCAACCCCGCCGCUUUCGGCAACUUCCUUGAGUUGCCCCGUUUGCUCCAUUUUUGCGGCUCCGACGCUCUGGGGCAGGGGCGAUGUAAGCAGCGCCCGGCAGGCGAGCAGGGCUGUCGGAGCGGCCGGCUGGCGCCACUGGGUGCUGCGCAGUGGUGGAGCGUCCCUCUGGCUGGGGUCCGGGUCGACACAGACAGACCCUGCUCCCCUCGUGCUGGCCUUCUGCCGUACCCUUGGCCCGUUUGUGCUAGUUCAGGAUCUGGCUCUGGCACACACCCCCUCUCUCCCCGUUUUCUCGGUCGGUGUUUCCCCCUCCUCUCCCGUUGUUACACAGACGAUCGAAAAAAUCGUUGCGGCAGCACCAGCACACCAUCACAGUUCUGACAAGCUUCCCGGCUUCACCUGCACACUCAUACCCACGUCCGGCGGAACCCCCCUCCUCCCCUGCGUUGCACCUCGGACCCCACCCUGCGUCGUUAUUAUGUUUGCUUGCCAGAUAUAGAAAAAUCACCGAGUUUGACAUCAUCUAUCUGGCCCGCAACUAGCCUACACAAAGCUGAACUUCAGAAGACACACACACGAGCUUCGACCAUCCAGCCUGCUGCAAAUACCUUGCACCCUGCGUGGCACCCC
Molecule: messenger RNA, 1196 nt
Organism: Pichia membranifaciens NRRL Y-2026
Lineage: Eukaryota; Fungi; Ascomycota; Pichiomycetes; Pichiales; Pichiaceae
Exons: 1
Coding region: 115-1065 (316 amino acids)
Source: RefSeq, a predicted model, not a curated record